ACCCAGGGCGCACCGAGAUCCGCAAUGUUUGAGAUACUGAACGCUCCACCCGUAGAUCCCUUUCGGGCGCCCCUUUUGGACAGCCACUGGCCCACCCUGGUCAUACUGGCAGCCUACCUGCUGUUCGUGCUGAAGGUGGGCAGGCAGCUGAUGGAGCACCGGAUGCCCUUCGAUCUGCGCGGCGUGAUCAAGGUCUACAACAUCGUGCAGGUCCUGUACAACGGCGUAAUGCUUGUGGGCAGCUUUUACUUUAUGCUGAAAACCUACGACCUCAGAUGCAUCGUCAACCUGCCGCUGGACCACGAGUGGAAGAACACAGAGCGCUGGCUAACCUACUCGUAUUUCAUCAACAAGUUCCUGGACCUGCUGGACACCGUCUUCUUCGUGCUGCGCAAGAAGCACAGGCACUUGUCAUUCCUGCACAUCUUCCAUCACGCCUUCAUGCCCUACUUCUGUUUCCUGUACAUACGUUUCCACGGACACGGCGGCCAUGGCUUCUUCCUCUGCUUCUUCAAUGUCCUCGUGCACGUGCUCAUGUACACCUACUACUACGUUUCCUCCGUACGCAGGGAUGGCCAGGCAAAGGUCUGGUUCAAGCAGUACAUCACCAUCGUUCAGCUCGCCCAGUUCGUCAUUAUCCUCGUUCACUGCAUCUACACCCUACGGCAGCCCGACUGCAAUGCAUCCCGCGCGGUGCCAGUCUAUGGCGGCCUCGUCGCCAUCACAUUCAUCGCUCUGUUCACUAAUUUCUACAUAAAGGCCUACAUAAUGCCCAAGAAGAAGACGUCGAAGCGAAAGGUGCAAUGAAUGCUGGAUCUAAGCCCUCAGAUGUAUUAUUUAAAUAUUCGUUAAGCGAUCUAAAAAUUCCAAUAAACCACACAAUUCAAUAA
Drosophila persimilis is the source of this 890-nucleotide messenger RNA. Its product is annotated as elongation of very long chain fatty acids protein F. Gene Ontology annotation, molecular function: fatty acid elongase activity. Gene Ontology annotation, biological process: fatty acid elongation, saturated fatty acid; fatty acid elongation, monounsaturated fatty acid; very long-chain fatty acid biosynthetic process. Gene Ontology annotation, cellular component: endoplasmic reticulum membrane. The transcript has 2 exons. The record is from RefSeq and is a predicted model, not a curated record. The coding region runs from base 25 to 807 and encodes 260 amino acids. NCBI's taxonomy places the organism in Eukaryota, Metazoa, Arthropoda, Insecta, Diptera, Drosophilidae.